This is a messenger RNA of Gavialis gangeticus (Gharial), 3632 nucleotides long. RefSeq names its product LON peptidase N-terminal domain and RING finger protein 1-like. The coding region runs from base 437 to 1489 and encodes 350 amino acids. Lineage: Eukaryota; Metazoa; Chordata; Crocodylia; Gavialidae. The transcript is spliced from 11 exons. The record is from RefSeq and is a predicted model, not a curated record.
CGGCCGGGCCCGGGGCUCGCCGCCCUGCAACGCGCUGCUGUGCAGCCUGCUCGACAAGGGCUGGGCCCGGGCUGCGGCUCCAGACCAUGUGUCCUUGCAGCUCGGCCAGCUAGAGGCAUCUGUGGCUCUGCGGCAGUGUCCAGAAGCCCUGGAAGAUUUGGAGGUGAUCUGCAGGAGCAAACUGCAGGAGCGUGGGAUCGCCACAAAGGAGGAUUCCUCUGCUUCGGCGGCUAUCUUGGCAUCACCAAAGGAGGAUACCCAAGGCUUGAAAGUCUCCAGCUCAGGGAAGGAAGUGCCUGGCUCUUUGUUCAGGUUGUCUCGUGGCGGAGAAGACGUAAAGCAUGGGGAAGUGGAGCAAGAGGCAGAGGGUGAGAAGAGGGAACACGGGCAGGUGGAGCCUCUGCUUCCCCACCUGGCUGCCUGGGGGCUGGGGGCAAUGCCUGACAUGAAGCCUUCAUCAUCAAGGCAGGAGCGGUGCCCAGUAGAAGCCAUGGAGGAAGCAUCUGCAAAAUCCAGCUGCCCUAGUCAGCCAGCUCUUGGGGACCUGCUGAGCCUGUCUGAUCUGGAGUGCUCCCUCUGCCUAAGGCUGUUCUUGGAGCCAGUGACCACGCCGUGUGGCCACACCUUCUGCAAGGAGUGCUUGGAGCGGUGUCUGGACCACAGGCCCAGCUGCCCACUCUGCAAGCAGAGCCUGAGCGAGUACCUGAAGGUUGGGAAGUACAACCCGACUGUGCUGCUGGAGGAGAUCAUAUCGACCACCUUCCCCUCGCAGCUGGCGGAGAGGAAGCGGAUGCACCAAGCCGAGAUGGCUGAGCUCUCCAACCUGACCAAGAAUGUCCCCAUCUUUGUGUGCACGAUGGCCUUCCCGGGUGUCCCGUGCCCCCUGCAUAUCUUCGAGCCCCGCUACCGCCUCAUGAUCCGGAGAUGCCAGGAGACUGGCACAAAGAUGUUUGGCAUGUGCAUACACGAGCCUGGGAAGAGGUUCGCCGACUACGGCUGCAUGCUAGAGGUCCAGCGGGUUGAAUUUUUGGCCGACGGGCGAUCCCUCGUGAGCACCGUAGGGAAGCGGCGCUUCCGGGUGCUGAGACGCGGACACCGGGAUGGCUACAACACUGCCGAUAUUGAGUACCUGGAGGAUGAGAAGGUGAAAGGGGAAGAGCUGGUGGAGCUGCAGCAUCUGCAGGAAGCCACUUACCAGCUGGCGCAGAGGUUUUGUGAGCAGGCGGACGCUGCCUUCAGGCAGACUGUGAUGCAGCGUGGAGCCCUGCCUGAGAAGGGAGAGGAUGCCCAGGACUCUGCAGAUGGACCAGCUUGGUGUUGGUGGCUUAUUUCUAUCUUGCCCUUUGACCCAUCCUACCAACUCAGGCUCUUCUCCACCACCUCCUUGAAGGCCCGUCUCAUGCCGCUGAAGCAAAUCCUCACUGCCCUCCUGGAAAGCCGUGAUUUUGGUCGCCGGCACUCAGGCCUCAACCCAGGAGGGGGAGUAUAGACCACAAGGCACUGCCUGGGACUUUUCCAGCUCACCCCUUUCAUUUCUGCAUUUCUUCUCCGGGGCUUUAUGCUUUGAUUGUAUCAUGAGCUCAGCAAUGUGGUGUGCAGGGGUUUCUCCAGCCAUCCCAAGCUGGCUUGGUGUUUGCAAUGGUUUCUAGAGUCUUUCAUCUAUGAGUGAUGCUAUAGGAAGCUUUCAUCAGCUGCUUAGGUGAGUUAGGAAGGCAUAGGUAGAGCCUGAAGGUGGGGAAAUGGACUCACACCUAGGUGUUGAAAAGCACAAGCCAAAAGCUGCUUUGGCAUCCUGGAGAAAUCAGUCUGGAGGGCAAGACAGACAUGCAUGUCAUGGAUUUGGGCUUCUCCUUUAUAAGCACAUGGGUAGCUUUAUAAGGACAUGGAGGGGAUGGAAAGGGCUUGGGGGCGGUCAUACUGAUUUCUCUGGGUUCCUAGAAUGAGAACCACCAGCCAUUGGUUUAACCUGAUAGUCUUUAAAACUUAAAAGAGAAGGGAACUUAAUUGAAUUAACUUAUGUUGGGUUCAAGAGCUCAUCCUCUAAUGUGGUCUUAUGGGCAAACAGUGCUGAGAAGUCAGUAUUUUAAAAUAGCCAGUUCAGAAACUUCUCUCUUUGCAGCUUCACUCACUUCUCCACUUUUGUUGGGAUUUUGAACUGGCUGGAAGCUUCUGCUCCCAUGUCUUUCCAGCACUGACAUGAUGCUGCAGAGAUAGGAGGCCUUAGCAGUCUAGAGUCUGGCCAUGCAGGCUUGUUGCAUGAAGGCUGCUAUGAAAUGAUACAGGUGGGAGGCUUUGCUAGGACAAGCCGUGUGGGAUUUGGAGUCUGGAGCCAAUUCUUAAAGUUUAGGUACAGAGGCAUCAAACUCUCAGAGGGUUUUGGCCUGAAAAUUGAUUAUGUAGGAUUUCUGCUCCAAAAUAGUGAAAAAUCUUGUGAGAUUACCACCUCUCAUAAGCUUUUUCUGUCACCUGGUGUUGUAGUUGGCAGCCACCUGCACUAAAGUCCAACUUUUCAAAGCUGGAAUUGAAACCCAGUGGGUUGGGCUCAGGUCACAAGCUUGGAAGAUAAAAGUGCCUGGAAAUCAGAGGGGAUUUGGAGGAUCUGGAGCUGGACCCGUGAUCCUAACAUGCGACCUUCUCCUUUGUUGGGCAUCCUCUUGUUUUUGAAUUCAGCAGGGAACACAGAAGGCAUGAAGCCUGCUAUGUCCUUUGUAGCAUAGGUUUGGUGGAGUUGGUGGCAUUGCCUCCCAACUCGGAUCCUCGUUCAGUGGGUUUGGGUUUAAUUCAAGUUCUUAUUCAAGUCCCGUGGAACCAGGCCAGGUUCCGCCACAAAGUGCCUUGCUCGGGUGAAAAUCUCAGGAGUGGAGACGCACAGUUCCUCUGAAGCUAACGAUAGAACAGGAGAAGGAUGUGUCUCAGCUCUGCUUCCCUUUAGCCUUUGACACGUCUUUGAGAGUCCUUGCCCCCUCUCGCUUUGCUCCUAGGCCCUGUGUGAUCCCCACAGGAGGUCUUUCCUGCCAGGAGGGUUUGGAGUGAGGGGUUGUGCCUGUCCAUCCUAGGCAGGAGACCCCGGGGUGUGGAUGGGACUCAGACAUCCCAAGUGUCUCAGUGCAGAGGGGCCUCUCUGUGCAUUAUUGGAAGUGCUUGGCUGCUCCAGGGAAAGGGAAUCAGCAGGGAGCGCAGGAGCAGAUGGCGCAAUGCACAGGUUUCUCUUUGUUGAAUUUUGGGAAGUGCCUUUAUUUGCCCGGUGGGGAGUGUGAGCUGCUCACCAAGCUAAUCCAAAGCCCCAUGGGGGCUGGGGUUGUUCGCCACGAGGUGCCUUCCCCGGGUUUUCCAGGCAAGGGCAUUUGCCUUGCUGUACUUUGUUCCCCUUUCUCCCAGGGCAUUUGCGGUCCUGUCUCCCAGGCCACGAGCCUGUGAUGCAGUGGUGGUGGGGGGUCUCCAGAAGCAGCUGCAGUGAUCUGGGUGAGACCUGUGGACAUUGGCCACCCGAGCUGCUGCUCCUCUCCUCUCUGCUCUGCUUCUGGUGGAGGUUGACCCACGCUUCCGGGGAAGCCCUUGGGGUUUUUACUGCUUAUCUUCUCUGGAGUCAAACUUUCCCUUGUAUCAAUGAAAUAAAAAGCUGUGUGUGUGUA